CCUACCUCACGUCACAUGGCUGAGUCCCUUAUCCCAGUCUGUGGUAGUCUGUGGUAGGUGGCUGUGUAGUGUGUGACGUUCUACCCUGUUUACAGUAUUUCCAGCAGCAAACGAGGUUAUUUUAAAAUGCCUGGAUUUUAACCUUAAGAAAUCUUGAAUUUUAAGAGUCCCAACAAUGACAUCAAAGGAAAAGAUUAGUGAUAGGGGGAUGCCCCCUGAGAGGCCGCCUCCUCCAUAUUGCCCUGGUGCUCCACCCCCUUACAACCCUUCCCACACUGUAUACCCUGCAGGGCCAGCCCCUCCAGCUGGUGCAGCACCCUAUGGUGUUCCACCUCCAUGGGAGGCUUUCUACUCUCCCCCACCUGCCUACCACCAGGGCUUCCCAGAAGGCUACCCAGCAGGCUAUCCUCCUGGUUACCCUCCACCAAGCCAGCCUGACGGCCCGCCGAUGAACCCUGGUGGAUACUCCUUGUAUCCUGAUGUUUCACUGUUACCACAGCCAGAGGCAGUGCAAGGUGGAAGGGGUAACCAACUCCCCCAAAAUUUAGUCCCCUGA
Homarus americanus (American lobster) is the source of this 556-nucleotide messenger RNA. Its product is annotated as extensin-2-like. The coding region runs from base 176 to 556 and encodes 126 amino acids. The record is from RefSeq and is a predicted model, not a curated record. The transcript is spliced from 3 exons. Lineage: Eukaryota; Metazoa; Arthropoda; Malacostraca; Decapoda; Nephropidae.